This is a messenger RNA of Branchiostoma belcheri (Belcher's lancelet), 1197 nucleotides long. Its product is annotated as zinc finger C3H1 domain-containing protein-like. Gene Ontology annotation, cellular component: exosome (RNase complex); nucleus. The record is from RefSeq and is a predicted model, not a curated record. NCBI's taxonomy places the organism in Eukaryota, Metazoa, Chordata, Leptocardii, Amphioxiformes, Branchiostomatidae. The transcript is spliced from 7 exons. The coding region runs from base 1 to 1173 and encodes 390 amino acids. Gene Ontology annotation, molecular function: protein binding.
AUGUCCCCAAACGACCAGUGCCUGCUCCUAGUUAGCCAAGUGAACGAGCACGCCAAACACGUGCCUCCUCACACCACCUUCUUACAACCUCGUGUCUGGAGACCCAGACAGGCAGACAGCAGGGAACUGAGGGAAGGGGAGACUGAGGAAGAGGAGGACAGAAAGUUUGGAAAAGAUGUCUUAAGAAAAGUCACACCUCCUUCUGAGGACCAGGAGUUCAGGUACUUUGUCCCAGAAGGAGAGACGCUGGAGAGUCUUGAGUCAGCUGCCCUGAAGGAACCUCAGAACGCAGACUUGUGGAUCGGACUGGCUCACAAGUACCUCAAGACUGGAGCGGGUGAUGAGAAUUCCCGUCUGGACCAGGCACUGAACGUGUUGUCCCGAGGCCUGGAGGCAAACCAGUGCAGCGAGGCCCUCUGGCUGCAGUACCUGGAACUGUACUCCCGCAGAUCAGGGAGAGAGGAGACACAGGAGAUGUGCCAACAGGCUGUGGAGUUCGCUCCUUCAUAUAGGAUAUGGUGGAAGUACCUGUCAAUACAAGACACCGUGGAGGCAAAAGACAACGUCUGCUGCCAGAUCAUAGACUUCCUGAGGAGCCCGGAGUACUCCAGAGAAAAGGAGCGUCACUCCGGAGAGACAGAUAGUCAUUCUCACUCCAUCCUAGAGACCCUUCUGUACCGGACUCAGCUGGCUGUGGUCAGCGGUCGGCGGAGUAAAGCUUUACAGAUCCUACAGGAUGCCUUGAAGCAGACCAAGGACACGCCGUGCCCCCUGACCUCUGACCUGACCCCUGCGGACCGUGUGGUGUGCUGGUUGUGUUUUAUAAACCUGCAGGAGUUCCACACAUUACCCACACACCUGUGGGACCCAGCUGACUCUAACCCGGGGAGACUCGUGUGUAAGGAGCCCUUCCUCAUGGAUUGGAACUCAGAGAGAGGGGUGACAACGCCGAGGGACAGUCUCCUCUCACACUUCCAAGAUGCCCUGCGUGCGUGUUCCAGUAAGACCCUGGCUGCCCAGGAGAACACCCAGGUGUGCUUACCUUUGUACAGGAACCUGGUACUCAUGGAGAGGGUGUCUAACAAGGUUGGUUCAGCGCGAGGAGUGUGUAAGAGACUGCUGAAGGCCUGUCCAGGCUCUGUGUCUGCUGUAACAGCUCUGUUGUUGUUCUAACUGUUGUAACUGUUGUUGUACCCG